Molecule: messenger RNA, 3125 nt
Organism: Abrus precatorius (Indian licorice)
Lineage: Eukaryota; Viridiplantae; Streptophyta; Magnoliopsida; Fabales; Fabaceae
Product: autophagy-related protein 13a
Exons: 3
Coding region: 830-2659 (609 amino acids)
Biological process (GO): protein localization to phagophore assembly site; mitophagy; autophagosome assembly
Cellular component (GO): Atg1/ULK1 kinase complex; cytosol; extrinsic component of membrane
Source: RefSeq, a predicted model, not a curated record
AAAGAAAUCCCUUUCUUAUCUUCGUGCCUGCAAUUUUCAACCUUUUUUCUAACGACUAGUAACUACUAACAUUUUUUCAUUUCCAAACAUGAUUAAUUAAAAUAUACAAUAAAUUAUCAUCAUUAUUAUACACUUAAUAAUAAUAAUAAUAAUUUGGAAUUGAAGAGAGAGAACGCUACGGCACUGUGUGUUUCUACGCAACCUUCUAUCUUCCAAUGGCGUCUCUCUUCCAAUGCCACCAUACCCAUCACCCCCUUCUUCGUCUCCAUUUCUCCUACCAUGUGAGUGCUUCCCUUUUCCUCUUUGUAGAGAUUCUCUGGUGCUACCCAUGUGAUAAAGAUUCGUUUUUUAUUUGUAGAUCCCCAUGAUGACGACGACGACUUUUUUUUUUCGGGAAAAAAAUUGUAUUAGUUUGUUGCUGAUUACUUGAAAAUCCUUUGUGAUCUGUGUACCCAGUUGAUUUUUCUUUCAUGGGCAUGUGUAUAUCUGCAUUGUAGUUGGAAUUUGCUUGUUGAUGAUGUUGGCAUAUAUUGCUCUUUGGUCAUGCUUGCUGAUUGUUGUUUUUGAAUUAUCAGAGUGAUCCAUGAUUCCGGUUUUGCUUGAUGCUGCUGGGGUUUAUUUUCACUGGUGGUGAUCACUGAGGUGAUACUGUGAGCUAUAUGAUUUGUUCUUCAUCUUAUGUGUUUUUGGAAUUUGCUGUUUGAAGAGAGAUGUAUGAGUCUGACAAGUAGUGGAUGUUUCUGGGAAAGGAUAAUUUUUUGGUAAAAAUAUAUUCUUGGGUGGAGGGGGAAUUUAAUUAGAAAUAAGUUUUUUUCUUCCCUGGGUUAGGAUGGAUUUGCAGAAUAAUAUGCAGCCUGAAUUGGGCAAAUUGGAACAAAUUGUUUAUCAGUUUCUUUUGAAGUGCUUACACGUUAUUCUGGACUCAAGGGUGCCUUUGUUACGCCCACAUGAUAGAAGUGGUGACCUGUAUACGGGUUCUCGUGUGAGGAGGAGUGACAAGUGGUUUAACUUGGCAUUAGGUGAUAGACCUUCUGCGCUGGAUAACUUGCACUUUUGGCAUAGAAAUUUGAUGGAUCCAAUGAUAAUUGACAUUAUACUAGUUCAUGAAGUUAAUGGUUCUUCUGUUGAGACGGUUAUAGAGAGGUGGGUUGUUCAGUAUGAGUGUCCCCUUGUAGUGGCUCCUCAUACAGGGGACAUUACUAGCUUUUACAAGAAGACUUACCAGAAGUCAAUAGUACUUUUCCGUGCUCUUUAUUCUCAAAUGAGGCUUCUCCCGGCUUAUAAGAUAUUUAGACAGCUAGGUACAUCAAGCCAUACUUGUAAUUUUGAUAUUGUUUACAAGGUCUCUUCCUUUAGUGAUCCAUUCUCUCGGGCAGAAGGAGGAAUAAUGGAAGAAUAUAAUUUUGCUCCUGUUGAGGCCCUUCCUGGCCGCCUUUGUAUAUCUGUGACCUACCGCACUACGCUAUCUGAUUUCAACCUCGAGUGUUCAACUUCAUUGCCAACAAAAAUAAUUACUGAUUAUGUUGGAAGCCCCAAUACUGACCCUUUGAGGUCUUUCCCUGCCUCGGAAAAGGGUGUUCGUGCCACUUCCUUUCCAGUAAGAGGGAUAGCACCGCCAUCUUCUACUUCUAUGCCACUUGAUCGACCUCAUAGCUGGACAUGUGGCUUCCAUAAAGCAGCACCAUUUGUACAGAACCAUCCAUAUGUUGGCUCCCCACCGGUGUAUCGUGCUUCUCCCAAGCCAUAUGAUUUUCCAUCUCCACCUACUGAUAGUCAUGGUGUCAGAAUGCACAACUAUCGAAUGCAUAAUCGGCAGAGGUCUACAAGUUACGAUGAGUAUCAACUUUCUCCUCCAUUCUCACCCUCGCCAUCUCCAUCGCCACCUACCUACUUCUAUGCUGGCAAUCCAAUUCAAACCCGUGUACGCUCUGAAUCAGCCCCUGUAACUAUACCUCAUCCUCAUUCAGUAAUGGGAAAAAGCUCUAGAAACCUUUCUCCUAAUUUUUCUGAUCCCAGCAGAAAUUCGCUGCCCCCUUUAUCUCCCAGAAGGAAUGAUGGUUCAUCACAGGAAUCUGCAUCUGGAAUCAGGUCAUUAAGGAAAUUAGAAGCUUCAAGGACUGGUCAAAAGAUUGUCAAAGAUAGCAAGGAUGAUUCUGGGCGGUUCUCAGGAUUGUUAUCUUCAAGUGGCUCACCACGCAUUGGAUUUUCUAGAACCUCAAGUAGAUUAUCUUUUCAGGAUGACUUGGACGAUGGUGACUUUUCAUGUCCUUUUGAUGUUGAUGAUGUUGAUAUACCAGAUGUUCAAUCCAGUCAUAAUGCGGAUGGGAAGAGUGCUGCAGAGAUCACUUCAACAUCACUGCCAAUGGGAAAAAAAUCACAAGAUGCUGCUGUUGGUGUUCUUGUGCACAUGCUAAGGACAGCACCUCCUUUGCGCCAAGACCCAAGUUGUUACUCAUCUCAAUCCCCGAAGGCUGAUCUUGAGGGAGGAGUUGCCACUGCUUCUGGAUUCUUCAUGCCUCGAAAGACGGCUGAUGCACUUGAAGAGCUCAGGAGUUACAAAGAAAUGAGAGACUUUCUUCUUUCUAAGAGUGGCACUCGGAUCCUGAACAGAGAUGAAGCUAAAGCAUCCUCAAAUAUUGGCUUUUCAUCAAGGUCUUAAAAACAUUGCUGGGGUGGGGGUGGGGCGUUGUUGAUGCUGACCAAAGAGUGGUACUAAUUACAGUUAUACAGAACAUACACUUCUUUUGGGAAAGAAAAUGAUCUAAUGGAUUUUUGUACAUAUCCUGACUCUGUUGGCUAGAAACAACAAAAGUUAUUUUACAAUGACCAAAAUGCUUCUAAUUUGCGCUGAGUCUUUAAAGUAACUUGCUUACCCUGUGAAUGUGGCAAUGGCAAUGGUUGGAAAAAUAUUUUUACUGGCGUUUUGAUUGAAAGGUUGUUGAAUUUCAUUGUGUAGAACUAAAGAUGGAUGCAAGCAUAGAAACACUGCUUAAAAUGUAUAAUGGACUUUUUUAGUAUAAUCACUCACUCUGAUAAUUUUAUUAUAGAAGAUGUUGACAUUGAAGGAGUUUAGUGUAUUGUUUCUAUUUUGAAUAAUAUCUUGGUGUACUGAGAAGUCCUAAUCU